AAUCACGUGCUCUAAUGUUCUAAUUUUUAAUUACCGAGCGAAAAACAAAGAGAUUGGAAACUACAACAAAGAUGGCGCCUGCGAAAGGAAAACAGCCGACUAAAGGCAAAAAGGAAAUUUUACAAGGCAAUAAGGACACGUUGGGUUUUUAUGGGAAGAUUAUGGCGGCUUCCAUGGCGAUAUACGUUGUUGUUUGUGUUUUAAUAUUGUACAAUUCUUCAGGAUGGCUUACUGUUUUAGCGCUACUCUUUAGUUCAUCCGUUUACGGGGGUUGCUACAAAGCAAUGGAAAGCAUGGCUAAACCUACUUAUUCCGAUACUGGGGUGCUUCUAGAUGGAGGUAUUGACCUCAACAUGACAUCAGGAAUGGCAGAACAUUUAAAGGACCUAAUUCUACUUACUGCGAUAGUGCAAGUUUUAAGUAUUAUAUCAAAUUUUUUUUGGCUUCUAUGGUUGUUGGCACCAGGCCGGGCAUUUUACAUGUUAUGGACCAGUAUAUUAGCACCGUGGAUAUUUGCCGAAGCACCAAUACAAGAGGACCUCGACCCUAAACAACAGAAAAAACUAGAAAAGAAAAUGAGAAAAGAAAAGAUUAUUUAUAAAUAAGUUAUUUUAAAUAACAUGUCAUUCACUAAUUGUAAAUUACAGAAAUAAAGUGUGUUCAGUCUCUCACCUUAAAAUGCAUUUGGCAUUUAUGUAUCAGAGAAGACUGAGAAGUGUCAGAUAGGUUCCUAAUAUAUGAAAUAGUUGCUGGAAUAAAAGAAUCAUCCAACUUGAAAAAGAUUUUUUCUAAUGAAAUUUGAUUUCUUCAGAAAAAAUGAAAAUGUUAUGAACCCAGUAAUUGAUAUCUAAAUAAUCAUUCAAAUGAAGUGAUGACACAAAUGUUUUGUUAAUUUUCCCCAUACAAAUUGUUACUUGCACGGUUACAGACUUACAGUUAUUCUUAUACAUCAUUACAUAGUUAUAAAAGCUUUUGAGCUAGGUGUUAACGUCCCCCAACAUUGGAUUGAUUCUUUGAACCUCUUAUUUAUCUCCACAAGUAAAAAUGCUCAUUCAAACUAGCAAAGCUUCUUCUGAUAAAACCUUUUGAAACCUUACUGAAUUUGAAGCAAGUGUUGACUUAUGCCAAGUACUUGUAUGUCACCAACAGUCUGUGAUAUUACUUGUAAAAAUUAUCUAAGCCACAAGCAAUGCAUAACAGACAGUUGAUGACAUUGGUGAAAGGGCUUUACAAUAGGCAUCCUAUCAAGUUACUAUGGCCAAUAAAUUAUGAGAAACAGUGUAAUAGUAAUUAUGGCUAAUAAGUUAUGAGAAAAAGUUUCAUAAUAACUUGAUAGAAUGAUAUUGCUAGCUUUAUCUUUCUAAUAUCUUUUGGAUACAAGGUAAAAUUCUAUAGUCUUGUUAAAAAUAUGAAGGUCAACAAUACCAAUGAAGGAGACAGCAGCUUUUAGCAUUUGAAUGUACAGUGUGUAUAUAUAACAGACAUCUAAUAUAAAUCUAUAGACAUGACAUGUCGGGUUGUAUACAGUAGUUACAAAAUAAA
This is a messenger RNA of Dendronephthya gigantea, 1542 nucleotides long. RefSeq names its product transmembrane protein 208-like. NCBI's taxonomy places the organism in Eukaryota, Metazoa, Cnidaria, Anthozoa, Malacalcyonacea, Nephtheidae. Gene Ontology annotation, biological process: vacuolar protein processing. Bases 72 to 605 code for a protein of 177 amino acids. The transcript has 6 exons. Gene Ontology annotation, cellular component: intracellular membrane-bounded organelle. The record is from RefSeq and is a predicted model, not a curated record.